Rubroshorea leprosula is the source of this 977-nucleotide messenger RNA. Lineage: Eukaryota; Viridiplantae; Streptophyta; Magnoliopsida; Malvales; Dipterocarpaceae. The record is from the annotation of a GenBank genome assembly.
AUAUUAAAUGUUAUUUCUUCUUUUUUCUUCUUUUUUCUUAUGAGGAACAACACUUUGGGUUAUUUAUAUGAUACGAUUUAAACUUGGGUCUAGUUACAUGGAGGACAAAGACAACUUUGCAAUUUACUUUGUGCCUUGCCCGAUUCUGCUCUUCUUCUCCUUUCUUCCCGCUGCAGCCCAAAAAGGGUACCCGACAGCCUUCCUUGGAGAAACCGGAAGCUUCCAGAUCUGCUCUGCUCUUCCCUCUGCUGUCCGCCGGCUGCUCUUGUUGUGGGUGCGAAUUCUGGGCAUUUUUAGAAUUUUCCUUCCAUGCCGCCGGCUCUUCCCCAAAUUGCAGCUCCGGCCUUGCUUGCUGGAUUCUGGUAUGUGGCAGCCUUAAACCAUUGUUUUUAAGCUUGAUUAAGGUAGAAUUAGCUUGAUUAGUUUGCUGCCGUGUGAUGUCCGAAUUUGACAGAAAAUUGGGGAUAAUUCCGGUAGCUUUAGGAUGAGAUUUAAGCACUAAUUCAAGUGGGAUUUAUGUGAUUGAGUGUUAAUUGCUUGUUGUGAUUUUUGGAGAGAAAAUCCCGUUUCCGAUCGUUCUGUCAGUUAGCACUAAGAUUGAGUGCUCGGUUUUAUGCGAGUGAGGAAAUGAAACCGAGGACGAGGAAACCAUGGGAAGUGACGAGUUAGAAAGCUAACCAUUUUGAGAUUGAUAUAGGUUUUAGAAAUAAAUUAUGAUAUGUAAACCAAAGUGGAUUUGGAGAUUUUAUGAUAUUAAAUUUUAAAGAUUUGAUCUUCAGAUUUUGGUGGUAUCAAAGUAUGAUAUGAUAAGUUCCGAGCCUUGUACAUUUGUGGGACCCUCUCACAAGUGCACGGCGUCUGUCGCGCCUCAAAUUUGGGUUUUGGAGCGUGACAGUUCAACUAUGUUUCCUUCCUUUUUAGUUUUUAUUUUUGGUUUGUACUUUCCCAUUUUGUAAUAAGAAAUGCAUUUCUUUUCC